CGACCAGGCAGUCAGUGUCGGUAGAAGCUCGCCAACUCCACGAUUCACAGCGUAAUUGGGCUGUAUCUGGUUUUAAUAUCCUAAAGUUGAACCGUUGAACACACAAUAUUCAACAUGUCUGCAGCACAACUUCUCAACCCAAAGGCCGAGUCAAGGCGGCGCGGUGAAGCUUUGUCGGUCAACAUAUCCGCCGGAGAGGGUCUGCAAGGAGUCCUGGCGUCAAAUUUAGGACCGCGAGGAACCUUAAAGAUGCUCGUGGAUGGGUCAGGUCAAAUCAAGCUCACAAAAGAUGGAAGUGUACUUUUGAAAGAGAUGCAGAUACAAAAUCCCACAGCGGUCAUGAUCGCAAGAGCAGCAACCGCGCAAGACGAGAUUACGGGUGAUGGCACAACAUCAUGUGUGCUUAUGAUUGGAGAACUGCUCAAACAGGCGAAUCGGUACAUAUCAGAAGGACUGCAUCCCCGCGUUAUAACAGACGGUUUCGAACUGGCCAAGACCGAAGCGCUCAAAUUCCUUGAUGGAUUCAAGCUUGAGAAAGAGGUAGAUCGCGAGCUCUUGCUUUCAGUAGCAAGAACAUCUCUGUCAACGAAGCUCAACAGCACCCUCGCCGAACAACUCACGCCAGAUAUUGUGGAUGCAGUGCUGGCAAUUUAUAACGGAGAGGCAAAGCCGGAUUUACACAUGAUCGAGAUCAUGACCAUGCAACAUCGCACUGCUGCUGAUACCCAACUGAUACGCGGUCUUGCUCUGGACCACGGAGCGCGCCACCCCGACAUGCCGAAAGAUGUGAAGAACGCUCACAUCCUAACUCUCAACGUCAGUUUAGAGUACGAGAAGUCUGAGAUCAAUUCUGGCUUUUACUAUUCCAGCGCACAACAACGCGAGAAGCUCGUCGAGAGUGAACGCCGUUUCGUCGACGACAAACUCCGCAAGAUCGUCGAGCUCAAAAAAGAAGUGUGCGGCACUGAUCCCUCCAAGGGCUUUGUGAUCGUCAACCAGAAAGGUAUCGACCCCUUGAGUCUUGACGUGCUUGUCAAGAAUGGCAUCUUCGCGCUUCGUCGCGCCAAGCGCCGUAACAUGGAGCGUCUCCAACUCGUCUGUGGUGGCACGGCACAAAACAGCGUCGAGGACCUCAGUCCUGAGGUUCUUGGCUGGGCAGGCCACGUGUACGAGCACCAACUCGGAGAGGAGAAGUACACGUUCAUCGAAGACGUCAAGGAAGCGAAAUCUGUGACUCUCCUGAUCAAGGGUCCGAACGCACACACAAUCACCCAGAUCAAAGACGCCGUCCGCGAUGGCCUGCGCUCAGUGUACAACAUGAUUGUCGACAAGUCCGUUGUGCCUGGCGGAGGUGCAUUCCAAAUCGCAUGUGCAGCCCAUCUCACCUCCGAAGCCUUCCGCAAGAGUGUCAAGGGCAAGGCAAAAUGGGGCGUCGACGCAUUCGCCGAUGCCCUCCUCGUCAUCCCCAAGACCCUGGCCGCGAAUUCCGGCCACGAUAUCCAGGACGCCAUUGCAGAUCUGCAGGAUGAGCAUGCCGAGGGCAACACGGUGGGCUUGAACCUGACGACGGGCGACCCGAUGGAUCCCACACAAGAGGGUGUGUAUGACUCGUUCCGCGUGCUGAGGAAUUGCGUCGCAAGCAGUACAGGCAUCGCGAGCAAUCUGCUGCUCUGUGACGAGAUGUUGAAGGCUAGGCAGAUGGGCCGUGAAACUGGGCCUGGAGGUCCUGAGUAGAGUAGCUUAUACACUCACGUACUGAGGAAUACGAGAUUUGAAUGAUAUCACGUAUCAGAUGUCAGUGUAAUAUUGGUGGUACAAAGACACUGUAUACUGCCGUCCGCAAGGCAUAGUGAUUUUUUGUACUGCCUGCCACUCGCCAACUACACAUACAUACUGAUCUACUCGCUUGCGCAUUGCUCACUUUCAUCGAUCUAUGGGCAGGCAGGUAAAGCAGCGACGAACAUCAGUCACCAAAAUGCGCACGCCUAUAUAUACCAUACAACUACAUACCCAAAAGCGCUCGCAAGGGAC
Molecule: messenger RNA, 2031 nt
Organism: Pseudovirgaria hyperparasitica
Lineage: Eukaryota; Fungi; Ascomycota; Dothideomycetes; Acrospermales; Acrospermaceae
Product: T-complex protein 1 zeta subunit
Exons: 4
Coding region: 115-1734 (539 amino acids)
Biological process (GO): protein folding
Cellular component (GO): chaperonin-containing T-complex
Molecular function (GO): ATP-dependent protein folding chaperone; ATP hydrolysis activity; ATP binding
Source: RefSeq, a predicted model, not a curated record